AUAUUCACCUCGAUCAAGCAGAACAGUUCUUUGAUACUGAACCUAAAUAUGAUAGCGAUAAUGGUGAUAACAAUAACAGAGAUUCCCCUGAAUUUCUAGAUAAUGAGCCGAAUUAUAUAGAAAUGAAUAAUAACACAGAUAUUGUUGACUAUUACAUUGAAAAUGAACAAUUUAAUGAUAUUAAUUUGGACCCACAUAAUAAUUCUUUGGACAAUAUUAAUAAUGACAUAUUAUUUCCAGUUGGUAAUAAUGACGGCUCUGUAGAUAAUAUCCAAAGCCAUUUCGAACCAAUGACUGUCAAAGCAGCAGAUUUAACCGAAAAAUAUAGUCAUGGGAAAAAUAUCAUCGAAGAAAACAAACAUACAUUAAUUUCAGAAGCAAGCUUAAAUAUAACUAACGAUGAUGAAGCAAUGAAUAACGCUUUUCUGGCAGAUUCCAGUCUAAUCAAAGAAUUAUCUUCCCAAAAUUAUGAACAGGGCGAAGAAAUUUUAAAUAAUGUUGAUUAUAGCAUUUGCAAUGUAAAAAGUAACGAUUCUCAUUUACACAAUAGAUUAUUCCAGAACCAUGAUUAUAGUACGAGCGAUCUCAACACUUCAAACUAUACUGAUAGGUCUUUAGAUUCGCCAUUUUUGAGAAAAUCUACAGUUCUAUCCAUGUCCCAAACGGAAAACAGUAGCGGGGCUAAGUAUUGGAUCUCCUUUGACGAUAAAUUGACCAAUGAGGAAUGUCAGAAAAUUCUCCGAAGGCACACAGAUGUACCCGGAUUUGUUACGGUAGAUUUUAAUUCAGACACUAAUUUGAAGGCAAGGCGUUCAACAGUGUUGAUCAAUGAUAAUGAACCUUCCACUUCUAGUUAUUAUUCUGCAAAAACAGAUU
Messenger RNA from Manduca sexta (tobacco hornworm), 876 nucleotides. RefSeq lists its product as uncharacterized. The annotation marks the transcript as partial. The record is from RefSeq and is a predicted model, not a curated record. The transcript has a single exon. NCBI's taxonomy places the organism in Eukaryota, Metazoa, Arthropoda, Insecta, Lepidoptera, Sphingidae.